This is a messenger RNA of Neltuma alba, 581 nucleotides long. RefSeq lists its product as uncharacterized. Lineage: Eukaryota; Viridiplantae; Streptophyta; Magnoliopsida; Fabales; Fabaceae. The record is from RefSeq and is a predicted model, not a curated record. The transcript has 2 exons. The coding region runs from base 116 to 337 and encodes 73 amino acids.
GGAAGGGUAGCGCGAAAUCUCAGAAUGAACAGUUUCAAUUCAUUCAUCGGCGAUUAGAGUAGCAAAGCAGCCCAAUCGGGAGGGAAAGUCACCAAGGCUUUUUCGGGCAGAAGUGAUGAACACUUCAGAUUCUUCAAUACGACCUAACAGCAAUAUGCGGAUCUCGGAGAAGCCACGGCAGAACCAGAAGCCUCCUUUCAGGCCAGCAAAGGACGACACCAAGCCUGUGCUUCAAGACCCAAUACUGAGGUCUGAUCCUAUUGAGACCGAGGAAGCUGUGCUGCGAUUGCCUCCCUUCUCGAUCCCCGGAUCAACUACUCCAUCCAAAAUGACAUGAACAUAUAAUUUCUCUCUUUUCUGUUUUGAUAUCUUUCAUUGACGUCCUUGUCGUAACCUCUUCCCUUCUCAUUUCUCACUUCUAGUUUUGGCUCGUCAGAUGAGCUUUUCUGAAAAUCUUAACUUUUAAAGAUUGUAAUUUCUUGUACAAGACUGUUGCCAACUGAAUUUAUGUUCUUGGUGUGAUACUUGCUUUCAAAUGCAUUUUUCCGCUUACAAAUUAUGCUUGAUUUUGGUUUGGUUUA